Tilletiopsis washingtonensis is the source of this 2328-nucleotide messenger RNA. Its product is annotated as DRMBL-domain-containing protein. Gene Ontology annotation, biological process: double-strand break repair via nonhomologous end joining; interstrand cross-link repair; protection from non-homologous end joining at telomere. The transcript is spliced from 4 exons. Bases 94 to 2127 code for a protein of 677 amino acids. The record is from RefSeq and is a predicted model, not a curated record. Gene Ontology annotation, molecular function: damaged DNA binding; 5'-3' DNA exonuclease activity. Lineage: Eukaryota; Fungi; Basidiomycota; Exobasidiomycetes; Entylomatales.
CCCGGCUCCUCCUCUCAUUCGUCGCCUGGCGAGGCAAGCGCCGCGCCGCUGCGCUCAGACGCUGGGCCGUCUCGCCCGCCCAAGCCGCUCUUCAUGGGCGACAUCUCGGACGACGAUGACAUCGUGGAUGACGAGCCUGAGGAGACGAGGCCCGGUCCAGCACAGGCUGAGAACGCCGCGCCGGGGCCCUCCCGCCUGCCUGCCGCCGCUGCUCCUGCAGCAAGCGCCAAGCCUAACGCCUUUGCGCGGCUCAUGGCUCCUGCCUCGGACGCGCUGCAGUGGGCCGGCGCCGAUGCCGUCGAGCAGAACAACUACAAGGGCGCGGGCCGCACGCGCCGCGCCGCCCGCACCGCGCCCUUCUACAAGAUUCUCGAGGGCAUGCCGAUCUGCGUCGACGGCUUCCGCUUCGGCAAGAUCCACGGCUGCACGGCAUACUUCCUCAGCCACUUUCACAGCGACCACUACAUCGGCCUCAGCAAGGCAUGGACGCACGGCCCAGUGUACUGCAGCGCCGAGACGGCGUCCCUCGUGCGCUCCUCGCUCUACGUCCCGCCCGAGUUCGUCGUGGCGCUGCCGUUCGACGAGCCGUUCGAGGUGCCGAACACGGGCGGCGUCAUCGUCACGCCCAUCUCGGCCAACCACUGUCCCGGCUCUGCGCUCUUCCACUUCCGCGGCCCCCAGACGCGGCACAUCCUGCCGCCGCCGCCCGGCGGCCACCACCCGGCGCUGCGCAAGGGCAUGAGCACGUACCUGCACUGCGGCGACUUUCGCGCGUGCCCUGCGCACGUCGAGCACCCGACCGUCAAGGCGCACAAGCUCGACAUCAUCUAUCUCGACACGACGUACUGCAACGCGCGCUACUGCUUUCCGCCGCAGCCGCUCGUCGUCGAGGCGUGCGGCGAGCUGGUGAGCAAGCUGGCGCCGGCGCAGUGCCAGGGUCCCGACGUUGGGCUCGAGGGAGCCGAGCAGUGGCGUGAGCGCGCGCCGACGAAGCGCGAGGCAGCGGCAAUGAAGACGGAGGCGUCAGAGUCGCUGGCGCGCAAGGCGAUGCAGGGCUGGCUGCAGCCGGAUGCAGAGGCGGGCGCGUCGAACCUCGCAUGCAUCAAGGACGAGCCUGUCGUCAAGGACGAGCCUCUGCUCGACGACGCCGGCCUCGAUGAGGAGGACGCGUGGGAGUCAGCCCACGCCGACGUCGACGGCGGCUUCCGCGACGAGGUGGAUCGCGACGAGCUCGACGAGGACGCCGAGGCCAUGUACCAGGAGGCGCUUGGUGACCCGGAGCGUCCCGGCGAAGAAGCGCUGUGGCGCGUCAAGGACGAGCCCGUCGACGAGGAUGAGCGCAAGGCGCUUGCUCUGCUUGAUGUGAAGCCCGAUGUCAAGCCCGCUGCUUCCUCUAGCGCUGCGGCUUCGGGCAGCACUCCUGCGGUGCGCUCGGCGUUCGACAUGCUCGGCAAGUCGAACGCAGAGACGUUCCCCGACUCGACGACGCGCGGCCGCCUGCUCGUCGUCGUGGGCACCUACACGAUCGGCAAGGAGAAGAUUGUCCUUUCGUGCGCGCGUGCGUUGCGCUCGAAGGUAUACUGCGCCGACCCGCGCAAGUAUCGCGUGUACGCGCAGCUCGACGAGCCGGAGCUGCAUGCGCGCCUCACUCGCAACCCGCUCGAGGCCUCGGUGCACGUCACGGGCCUGCGCAUGAUCAACGGCGAGGCGCUGCGCCAGCACGUGGCGGCGAUGCGCAAGCUGGGCGCCGACUGGCAGCGCGCCGUGGCCUUUCGCCCCACGGGCUGGAGCUACCGGCCGCCUGCGGGCAUCGACACUGUGUCGCCGGCGCUGGAGCGCGUCAUUGAGGUGAACCAGGCGACUGGCUUCGACGCCAGCGGCCUGCAGCCCACGCGCGACAGCACUUCGGAGUUCCGCAUCUACGGCGUGCCGUACAGCGAGCACUCGUCCUUUUUCGAGCUCUCCGCCUUCGCCCUCUCGGUCGACUACGAGCGCAUCAUUGCCACCGUCAACGUCGGCUCGCCGCAGAGCCGCGCCAAGAUGGCAAAGUGGUUCGAGCGCUGGAAGGCCGAGCGCAAGCGCCGCGCCUUCGUCCCCGUCACGCCGCGCGCCAGCACGUUCUUCUGAGGCCCGCCCGCCGCCGCCAAGACCCGGUCCUCACCUCAUCAUCCCUCUGCGUUCAUAGGUCACCCAUGCAUCUUCUGUAGCAUCAUCACUUUCACACGUCCUCACCAUCAGCAUUGCGACGCACAGCAUCGCAAUCUCAUUCGUCGCGCCCCCAGCCAACCGAAAGCUGGCAUGGCUUCAUGGAUCCGCCUCGGGCUUGGC